Molecule: messenger RNA, 1167 nt
Organism: Erigeron canadensis
Lineage: Eukaryota; Viridiplantae; Streptophyta; Magnoliopsida; Asterales; Asteraceae
Exons: 2
Coding region: 1-1167 (388 amino acids)
Biological process (GO): positive regulation of cytoplasmic translation
Cellular component (GO): cytoplasm
Molecular function (GO): translation regulator activity; single-stranded RNA binding; mRNA binding
Source: RefSeq, a predicted model, not a curated record
AUGGCUGAACAUCAUAAUGAGAAGGACAAACACAAUAGGAGGAAUGAAGAGGAAAUCCUCUUUCCCGAGGAUAGCAUGGACAUCUCCGAUCAAAUAGGGAGAACGCUAGAAAAGUAUACUUCUCUCUUACUAAAAUGGUUGAAUGCAACAAUGGAAGGGGCUAUGAACAACCAUAUAGCUCAAAUGAUUAGAGAAGAGGUUGCGGUUAAUGUGCAACGAGAGUUUGAGAAAAGAGAUGCUAAGGAUAAGGGCAAGAAAACUGAGGAGGAAAAAGAAGUGGAGGUGACGGGAGAAAGAAUUUAUAAAAAGAAGUUCACUUUUAGGGACUUCGAAGUAUGCCACCCACCUGGUAUCACGGUGACCGUGAUCCCAUCGUUUGUACAAGAAACAGUGGGAAGAGAUAGUGGGAUGGUUAUGUCGGAGGCUGAAGUGACAAAGUUGAGAAGCGAGUUCCUCAAUGAUUGUCAAGGCAAUUUGAGCUUAAAUGAAUUCCGUGCUCAAUUCUUGGACAAGGCACAAGUUUUUCUGGAAUUUCUUGAGAAUGACCAAUUGCUAAAAGAGCAAUUCUAUUUAAAGUUGGGGAAGAAUUUGAUAGAGAAGAUAAGCCUACGCCAAAUGGAGUCUUUUUCCAUGUUGGCCGAUGUGGCUAGAGACCAAGAGAUUGAACAAUCAAGAGUGGAGGAAGGUGAUUCGAAAAGGAAGCAUGAGGACACAAAUUCUCCAAACAAGCGGUUUAGACAAGAGGGUAGUUCCGGUAACAACUCUACUAGAAGAAACAUUCCUUUUUGCCGUCAAUGCAAGAGGAAUCAUUCGGGGGUAUGUAGGGCGUCAGAGAAGGGUUGUUAUAAUUGCGGGAAACCGGGGCACACGAGCAGGGAGUGCAAGUCAAAACCUCACGACCCCGUUAUAUGUUUCAAAUGCUAUGAAGAGGGACAUGUGAAAAGUUCGUGUCCAAAAUUUACCAAAGAGGAAAGACUUGAGAAGAGGAGGAGGAAGGCGGAGAGAAAGAAUGCUCAAGCGCAUGGGAACCAACGAGGAAGGUCCUUUCAACUCACCGUGGAGCAGGCAAGGAACGCAGAUGACGUGGUUACAGGUACAUUUCUUGUGUAUAAUGUGCCUAUGCAAAUUCUUUUUGAUUCGGGGGCGAAUAGAUCUUUUGUUAAUUAG